CAAGCAGAAGAAAGUUGAUGUUUCGCAGUCUGGAGGAUAGCUGCAGGAGGAUGGGAACUGGGGAUUAUGUGUGCGUAAUACUGCGCGGUGGCGCGCCAUGGGGAUUCAGACUGCGCCAGAGCACGCAAGAACCGCAACAUCUUCUUCAGGUGUUUGAGGUAGAGGAUGACAGCUGUGCUGCCGUGGCUGGAUUGUGUGAGAAUGAUGAGCUAUUGUCAGUGAAUGGGAAACUUUGCUCUAACCUCAGUCUCUCAGAGGCUAUUGAUCUCAUUGAGGCGUCAGCUGACUGUCUACAGCUGCUUGUCAAAAGAUGCUGUACCCAACCUCCAAAGUCUCUUAAAUCACAUAGUACCACUUUACGGAUCCCAUCUCCAUCCAGACCUCGUGUCCCACACGAUGAUCUCUACAUCUCUGAAUCCCAGGAUGAAGCAUAUUAUGGGGAAACAGACAGUGAUGCAGAGUGUCCCGGAGGGAUUGGAUUGGUCCGGACCCAAGUUCAAAUCCCCCCUUCUAGGAGUAAAGCUAAAAACAGUUAUGCCCAGCGCGGUGAAGACACCAGGAUAGAGGUAACCCCAGGAUCUGUGGUCGAAUUGCAACUCACCCUCUCCCAGACCACCCUAGAAGAGCCACAAUAUACUUCACUGGGCAGUGCUUGUGGAGUUGUGGGAGACAUACAUCCUAUAAAGACAAGCGAGACCACCACUACAUUUGCUACAGGUUGCCCCCUCUACGUACGCAGACAAGACCGGCAACCUCUUGGUCAGCGGGGCGUGUUGGUUAAUAAACCCACUGCUUUGCAGAGACAGGUUGAGGUGACUGUACAGCACUUACGUGACAGCAGAUCAGAAGAGGAGGGGGCAGAAACAAGUGAACGGUUGGAUUCUGCCGGAGAGGGAGGGCACAUUGAAGAAGUUCCCACCUCCUCCUCUGUGUCUUUUGGACUUCCUUCAGAGGAGUGGGACUCUGAAUCGGAGAGGGAGGUCAACAAGCCAAACAAGCACAGGGCAAGGCACGCCAGGCUCCGGCGUAGUGAAAGCCUUUCAGAGAAGCAGGUGAAGGAGGCCAAGUCUAAAUGUAAGCGUAUUGCUCUACUACUAACCGCUCCUGCCCCCAACCCCAAUAACAAGGGGGUGUUGAUGUUCAAGAAGCAUAGACAAAGGGCCAAGAAGUAUACACUUGUAAGCUACGGUACCGGUGAGGACGAACCAGAUUACGAGGACGGCAGUGAAGAAGACGAGGAGGCGCACGCUGUUGAGAUCACAGUUCUAGCCACUGGUGAAACAGAAGUUGAUGAGGAUUUUUUUACCAAUGCCUCAGGCCAGAAAAGCAUUGUAACUUUUGACUGGAAGACUGGAUUACUUGAGAUAGAGCGCAAACUUGACAACAAGCAAAAUAUGGAAGCACUACCUGAGACCAAGGGUAAAGGAGCCCUCAUGUUUGCUCAACGCAAACAACGCAUGGAUGAGAUAGUAGCUGAGCAUGAAGAAUUGAGACGUAAGGGGAUCCCUGUUGAGGGGCAGCCGGAGCCUGAGACCCAUCAAACGUACCAACAUGUGGAGCAGCACACUUAUAUGCAGCCACAAGAGAACCAAAAUUAUAUGGAUGUGAAUCUUCACCAUGGCAUUUCAACUCAAAAGCAGCAGCAGGAGCAGUAUCACCAAUACCAGGAACAGUAUUAUCAACAGCAGCAGCAGCAGCAGCAGCAGUAUCAAGAGUAUCAGCAGCAGCUACAAUACCAACAACAGUAUCAACAACAGCAACAAUAUCAACAAGACUGUCAGCAACAAAAACUGUAUGAACAAUCAUACAAUCAGCAACAACACCUCCAGCAGCAACAGUAUUCACAUCAUAUGAAUGGCAUGUUUGAGCAGCAAAUGAACGAAAUGCAGGUAUCAGUUACAAACAGGAGUGCCAAGCCAUUUUCAGUUCAAAACAGAGCGGCCGCUCCAUUUUCCCCCUCCACAAGUGCAGAUUAUCAAGAACAGUCUGGGUAUUCACUGGGACAAGGGGAACAGAUUGCAUCCCGUGAUGAGCGUAUAUCUGUGCCUGCGAUCAAGACUGGAAUCUUACAAGAUACAAGGAGGAGGAAUGCCAAUAAACCUAUGUUCACUUUUAAAGAGUCUCCCAAGGUUUCCCCUAAUCCUGAGCUGUUGAAUCUCCUUAACAAGAGUAACAAAAAGACAGGUUUGGAAACAGAGGAAGAUUAUUUAAGUUUAGGAGCUGAAGCCUGCAACUUUCUGCAGUCUCCUAAGGUAAAACAAAAAACUCCACCACCGGUUGCCCCUAAACCUCACAUAGACCCAGCUUCUCCCCCUUGGUCUGCUCCACCUGAAACUACCGAUCAACCGAUUCCACAGCAAACUGAAAAUGGUGUCUCAGCACCUGCACUAGCUCCAACCAUGGGAGCUCAUGUUACUUCUGUCCCUGCCCCUGAAAUGCAGGCUCCAACAGUGUCUGCGGAACCAAGGAUAGCUCCUGAGUCCCAGGAUGUUUCACACUGUACAGAACAACUAGCUUCAGGUAAUACGUGGAAGCGACCAGAAUCUCCAACAGAACCAACCAAGCAACCAGAGACUUGGAAUAAGGCACAACUCCAGCAGCAAAAUUAUUCUGCUCAACUUGUCGCACCACCUCCCAUGCAGUCAGAUCCAUCUGUGAAGUCAUGGGAUCCAGCUCUAAUCCAAGGUCAUCAGCAGCCUCCAGUAAGUACCUGGGGUCCAAAUGAGGUCCAGCUGCAACGUCAAUCUCAAAACCAGUCUGAAGAACACUCACAAUGGAUAGCACAGUCUCAAAGUCAAUCAGAAGUUCAACUGCAAGCAACUACUGUAACUCAGUCUCAGCCUUCUUGGGUAACACAGACUCAGAGUCCAAUCCAAACCGAACAUCAGGCACCACCUCAAACACAGCCUCAAAUUAAUUCUUGGGCUUCGGGUCCAAAUCAGUCAACACCCCAACCCACAUGGUCUCAGCAGCAUGUAUCGGCACAACCUUCUUCUAGUGUUUGGCAGCAAAAUCCAGGUCAGGAGCAGCCACAGCCACUUUGGGCCCAACAACAGCAAUUCCAAGAGUCUCAACAAACUGUAGAAUCUUCUUGGGCAUCACCUCCCCAGCAACAACCUACUUGGACCCAAAGUCAAAUUCAACCUCAGCCCCAACCAUCCUGGGUCUCCCAAGCCAAACCACAAAUGCCAACACAGCCACCUGAAACUGCAUGGACCCAACCACAAAGUUCUGUUCAAGCACAGCCUACAUGGUCUCAACAGAAUCAACCACCACCUCAACCCACAGCAUUAAUGCAGCAUCCCACCCAUUCUUGGGAACCAGUGCCAGCCCAGUCCCAGCCACAAUGGGCACAAAAACCUGCUUCUCCACAACAUCCUCAACAAAUAAUUCAGUCUUGGACACCUGAGCAGAAUCAAAUUCAGGCACCCUGGGGUAAGCCACAGCCACCAGUUCCACCUCAAGUGCAGGCUCCAUGGCCACAGAAACCUCAGCAACAAGCAUCACAGCCAUCUGUUACCCAGUGGACCCCACCAUCUCAGUCUCAACCUCCUGUAAAUACUUGGUCAACCCAACAUCAACAACGUUCCACAAGCAUGGCUCAAACUGAAACCCAAAAGUUGCCUUCCCAACCAACCAAGCCAUGGAGUCCACCUCAGAACACCCAGCCCCCUCCUCUACGCCGAAUGCACAGUGGGACUCCACCAAGUAGUGCUCUGUCACCCUCUGGUUAUGGUUCGGCUUUCGAGAUGCCAGCCUUGCGAGGCAAAGGAGCUGAACUUUUCGCCAAGCGGCAAUCUAGAAUGGAGAAGUACAUUGUGGAUUCUACCACAGUACAGUCAAAUAAGGCAAGACCAUCUUCACCUUCUCCUUCUUUGCCAAGCUCAUGGAAAUAUUCAACUAAUUGCAGGGCCCCCCCUCCUUUGGCAUAUAAUCCAAUUCAUUCACCAUCAUAUCCGCCAGGUGCUGUCAAGCAGACUCCUUCCUCCAGCACAAACAAGAACAAAAGCAAACAGGGUCAAAAACCUGCCAAAAAACCACUUCCUGUGCUUGAUGUCAUGAAGCAUCAGCCCUAUCAGUUGAAGUCCUCCCUUUUUAUCUAUGGUCCAGCAGCAGAGAAACUUGCUGCAGAAAAGGAGGCAGCUGAAAAGCUUACUGAUCACAAAGCAGAUGAAGUCCAGGCCCAGGCCCAAGCAUUAGGUCCUCCAAAUCAGAGCCAGCAAAUUGCAUAUAGUCCUCCACCUUAUGGUUUUAUGCCACAACAGGCCCAGCAACCUUAUGGGAUGGCUGGUCAGUCAUCCCCUAUGUCCAAUGUGCCUUACCACCAAGUGCCUCCUAAUACAUAUCAGCCUGUCCCUAGUAAUUAUCAACAACAACAAGAAUACAACCCCCAACAAGUAUACCAACAACCUUUAAAUCCUUACCAUCAAGCUCCAAGUCCUCCCUACCGACAGCCCUCUCCACCUUCCUAUCAGGCAGGUCCUAAUCCAGCAUAUCAAGCUGGCCCGGCACUGUCUUACCAACCAGCCCCUAGCUCACAUAUUGCCGCAGCUUUCCCGGUAGCAGCAAGAGCCGACUCUGCCUCAGGAGGCAGUGUUGCUUCUGCUCCAAAGCCCAAAUUUUUAGCUAAAAAGAGUGCUGCCCAAGUGUGGAAGCCAAGCACUGCUGAAAAUGCUGAAAAUUAGUCAUGUUACUGUGAUGCUUGUUAUUCCAGUGUUAUAAUAAAAUAUCAAGGAUAGGAUAUAAAUACAAUAUGCAACAGAUGCAUAACACUACCAGAACCAGCUGUUUAAGAUCUAGAUAAGUAAGAAAUUAACAAGGUAGGCAUCAAUAUUUCUGACAUGACAUGGUGUUUAUAAAAUAAUAUUUAUCUUUUAGGGCUACUACAGGUAAGACGCUCUUGUUAUUAUUUAGCUGAAAUUACUAAAGUUGUAUAUGUAGUUAUUUGUUUGUUAGACAUGGUCAAAGAGAAUCAGUGUUGAUUGAGUUGAUGAUAGAAGAAAGACAUGAAAGCUUAAAAAGAGGUAAAAAGAGAAAGGUAGACCUAAUGGUUAUAUAUUGAGGGCCACUGAGUAUUUGACAUAUUUAUAUGUAUACAUUUAUUGUUAAAAUGUGACAAUGCUUAACAUGCUCAAAAAUGAUUGGGUUCUUUAAUAUUUUAUAUUUUUUAAUUAUUUUACCAGAUUAUAUAAUAAUAAUAAUAAUAAUACCUCAGUGGACAGACAGAAAUGAAUGAACAGUCAAAUAACGGGAUAGUUCACCCAAAAUUGGAAAUUCUGUCAUCAUUUACUCACCCGCAAGUUGUUUUAAACCUGUGUACAUUUCUUUGUUCUGCUCAUCAAUACAAAGAUAUUUUAAAGAAUAUUUGUAACCAACAAGAUCUAGGGCACUAUUAACUUCCAUAGUAGGAAAAACAAUACUGUGGAAGUGAAAUUUAUACAGGUUUGAAACAACUUGAGGGUGAGUAAAUGAUAACAAAAUUUUCAUUAUUCUGUGAACUAUCCCUUUAACUAAUGUAUAACAGCUUCUGGCUGUGCCAAGUAGUGCAGGUGGAUAUAACACAAAUUCAGUGUUAGUGAUUUCUGAAUUGAAGUUCAAAUUAAUAUUAGUAAUGAUUCAGACUUUCCGAAAAGCAAAAAUGAAUGUAUUCGGUAUGUGAGUUUUUCAAAAACUGUGUCAAAUAGAUUUAAAUGUGUACAACAGCUGGGACAGAGCUCUUAAUUUGUAUUUUUAUGAUGGUAAAUAGAUGUAGAUUCCUUUCUUGUUUAUUUUUGAGGGAAGUUAUCUUUAGCUAUUAUUCUGUUUGUUUUACAGUUCUUUUUUUCAGUAGUUUUUACCGAAUAAGAACAACGAAAACAGGUCAACAUUUGAAAAAGAGUCAAACAUACAACUUUUAAUUACAAACACAAUUUUUAACAAAAUUUUCAUGAUUUUGAUUUUGACUGCUGUCACCUGUUUUUUAUUUAUGUUUAUUUUUUGUGUGACAUUUUCUUCCUUGUGCACUAUUUGUAAGAUGAACCACAGUGCCAUUAAAAUGAUUGUCCUUUGA
Messenger RNA from Misgurnus anguillicaudatus (oriental weatherfish), 6049 nucleotides. It is a transcript of the gene synpo2a, whose product is annotated as synaptopodin 2a. Lineage: Eukaryota; Metazoa; Chordata; Actinopteri; Cypriniformes; Cobitidae. Gene Ontology annotation, cellular component: nucleus; actin cytoskeleton; Z disc. The record is from RefSeq and is a predicted model, not a curated record. Gene Ontology annotation, biological process: positive regulation of actin filament bundle assembly. Gene Ontology annotation, molecular function: actin binding.